GCCACUUCUGAUUCAAACCUUUUCAGGUCUAAGCUUUGUAGGUCUUCACUUCCAAAGUUCAAACUUAGCACCUGGAAGUCUUGACGUAGAACUAUACUCUCUAGAUAGUUUUCAUUUUGGUCUACAAUAAGAUGAAUAUCUUCAAUGUUAUGUGCUUGGCGUUCCUGCUAACCCAAGCUAAUGGACUUUUAUUGGGAAAUGUGGUGGAAAAAGUUCUGAACACUGGGGUCCAAACGACCAACACUAUAUUCCACAAGAUCUGGUGUGCUUGGCUGGGAAAACUGAUACCUUGCAAAGAGAUGCCUGGCGAACAUGGAUCCUCAGCUCCUUUACCCACCCGGUGCGAUGCCAUCGCUGACAUACUCACUAUCGUGGAUGCCUCCUCCAGCAUCGGUCGGAACAAUUUCGACAAAGUCUUGUCUUUGUUGGCUAACAUGGCUGCAUCUUUCAAAUUAGGUCCCGACAGAGUCCGCUUUAGCUGCGUGGUGUUUAGCGACAGAGCCAGUAUUUGGUUUAAACUAAAUGACUACAACACCAUAGAAGCUGUUCAGAAGGCUUUCUUGAAAGCACCUUAUUUUGGAGGUGCAACUUACACAGACAAAGCACUGAGUCUUAUUCGGAAUAACAACUUAUUUGGAAGCGCCGCUGGAGGUAGAGCAAAUGCCCCUGACAUCGGAGUUCUCUUCACUGAUGGCCAGUCCACCAACCCACUUCAAACUCGGAUCUCCGCCAAUCUUCUGAAAAGCGAAGGCGUCAAAAUGUUCUCAGUAGGUAUUACUAACAAUGUGAAUGAUGCCGAACUCAGAGGUGUAUCCAGUGGCCCUGAGUACGUCUUUAGAGCAAAGAACUUUGACGACUUGGCGGACAAGUUGGCCAUUAUUGUUAAUAAAACUUGUGAAGCCAGCAACGGAGUUCCAGAGACACCAGAAGAGACGGAGCCCCCGACCACCGAAAGCACCACCACUUCCACAACAACUACUACAACAAAGACGAAGCCCCCGACCACCGAAGGCACCACAGCUUCUACUACAACUAAAAGAACAACUACUACGACAAAGGCCCCACCACCAGAGGUGAUUCCUUGCAGAAAUAUAACAAAAGCUGACAUCAUGAUCGUCGAGGACGCGUCUACCAGCAUUGGCCAAGCAAACUGGAACAUUCAGACCCGAUUCGCUGCUGACGUAGCAAAUGCAUUUACUGUGGGCCCUAAUGAUGUUCUUUUUGCCGCGCUUAUUUUCAAUCGCAAUGUGACCAGGAACUUUAAUUUUAAUACAUACACCAACAAAGCUGACGUCGUCAAGGCUUUGUUGUCUAUCGUUUAUCCCUACAAUCCUGGGACAUACACACACUUAGCAUUUUCAGAGAUUCGAACCAAGAAUCUAUUUGGCACACAAUGGGGUGGCAGAGAGGACAGCAAAAAGGUUGUGAUUGUAUUGACGGAUGGCCAGUCCGCUUACCCAGAUAAAACUAUCACAGAGUCCCAGCUCCUCAGGGACACAGGUGUCUUAAUCAUAAGUGUUGGCAUUGGAGUGACCAAUACAGCUGAGCUGGAAGCCAUGGCCAGCAAGCCAGAGUACGUCUUUACCACUGGUAGCUACGAGACUCUGGACUACAUCAAGAAUGACCUGGUCCAACUGGCAUGCAAGAACUGAGAAUUUUUUUCUCCAGAUGUCAUGCCAAUGUUUAAAAGAGCGGCUUUAAAAAAAAGUAAUAACACAAUUGAAAAACACAUUUUAAAUUAAAUAAAUACAAAAAUAACAAUAAUGAAAAAAUUGUUCAA
Molecule: messenger RNA, 1780 nt
Organism: Biomphalaria glabrata
Lineage: Eukaryota; Metazoa; Mollusca; Gastropoda; Planorbidae
Product: collagen alpha-1(XII) chain-like
Exons: 14
Coding region: 132-1652 (506 amino acids)
Source: RefSeq, a predicted model, not a curated record